Molecule: messenger RNA, 4057 nt
Organism: Pecten maximus
Lineage: Eukaryota; Metazoa; Mollusca; Bivalvia; Pectinida; Pectinidae
Product: ankyrin repeat and SOCS box protein 3-like
Exons: 8
Coding region: 109-1965 (618 amino acids)
Molecular function (GO): protein binding
Source: RefSeq, a predicted model, not a curated record
AAUAAACCAUGCUCGUAGAGAACAAGGAUAGACCUAGAUUGUGCAAACUAUGCAGAAAAUCGACGAUGAUUACCAUUUGCAAGUUACCAACCAUAGGCUAUUUUUAAAAUGGAUAAACAGCAAAGCCCCAACAAUUCAUUUCAUUCCAAAAUACAUUCUGGAAGAAUAAUCAUGGACUUUACAGAAUCUUAUACAGACACUUGUUCCUCAGUGGGUAUGGCUGCCCGCAUGGGAGACCUGGGGUGUGUCCAGGAUCUAGUGUGGCAUGGGAAACCAGUUGAUGUGAGAGACAACCGGGGCUGGACACCAAUCCAUGAAGCUGCCUUCCAUGGUCACUCGGGCUGUCUCGAGUUCCUGCUACGCCAAGAUGUGGUGGAUCCAGAAUGGAGGACUUUUGAGGAUGAAACUGCCCUGAUCCUGGCAGCACGAGGUGGUCACUUUGAGUGUGUUCGGACAUUACUGGACUGUGAUGCUGAUCCAACAGCAGAAACUAAAGAGGGGUACACACCUUUGUGGGAGGCGACAAGUGCAGAGAGUUUUGAAUGUGUGAGACUUCUGAUGAGGAAAGGAGCUAUAGUGAGGAUAAAUUAUCAGAAUUACACAGGUUUUACACCUCUCCACAAUGCCGCAGAGCGGGGUUACACCCACAUCCUCGAUUAUCUCCUCAAACACGGGGCCAGACUUGAUAUGUGUGCUGAUGUUGAUAUAACACCAAUAUUCCUAGCUUCACAGUUUGGCCACAAGGACUGUCUCCAAAUCCUCUUACAAACUGCAAGGGAAAAGGGACAAAUGGAUCUUGUUAAUAAAACAACACAUGACCAUGCCACGCCCCUUCUUAUAGCUUCUCAAGAGGGCCAUGAAGACUGCAUACGACUGUUGCUAAGUUACGGUGCUGACCCAAACAUUCCUGUCAACGACCUCAAUGCUGUGGCUGCUCACUUCGCUGUCUACAAGGAUAGACCAAGGUGCCUCCAACUAGUCUUACCAGUGACAAGACAAGAAGUUCUCUUCAAUUCAGUGGAAACCAUGAUGCACCCGUUAAUACUUGGUUUAAAGCUGAAAAAUACAACUUGCCUGGAAAUCCUCAUUGCUGCAGGAUUAAAUGUGAAGGCAUUUCUUCCAUUGAAUCAUGACUUAUUUGAGAUGGACAGACACCUACUGUUUACUGUGUUACAGUAUGAUACCAGUGCCUCUGUGCUCUGUCAGGUGGAGGAGACUUGGCCCAGCCAGGGAAUUGAAUUCCUUCUCCGUGCUGGUCUUCCGUGCAAUAUUCAGAAUCCACAGGAAUUACCUCCCUUGAUUUCUGCUCUAUCGAAAGCAGAUUUUGAUUUGUUUCUGCUUCUCCUGAAGUAUGGUGCUAACCCAAACAUAUAUCAUGAACAUGUCGGAGGUAAUUUACCCAUUCUCCUGGCAUUGAGAAACGACAUGAUACCAAAGCUGAUUGUGAUAGAUAUGGAAACGAGACGCAAUUUGUUUGGGAAAUAUCUGAUUCCGUUACUCAUGGCCGGUGCUAAUGCCCAGUCCUGUUUUAGUGCUCUUAAUGUGGUCACAGAAGAACUGAUAUUCGACCUGCACCAUGUGCUGCAGGGUUCGGUGGAGUGGACCAAUCUAUUUCCUCUGCUUGUGCUACUGUUGUGUUUCACUUGUAAUGUGUCUCUAGACGAAAAACUAUGUGCUUUGGCAGAGCAGUUCAAGGCAGACAAAUUACUGAAUAAGAUUGAAGAUUCCAGUGGGACCUUGGCACAUGCAUGUCGUAAGAAAGUUGUGCAACAGUUUGCAUCUUCAGGGUGUUACAACAAGGAGAGUGUCUGUAGUCUUCCUGUGCCUUCCAUACUACAUGAGUACCUCCUCUUCAUGGAGUACGGUACUCACAUUAGUGAAAUAGUUCAAGACUCGCUCAAGUACCUCACAAUUAAGGAACAUGCAAUCAUUCACGAAAUUCAAACAGAACAAGGAUGGGGAUAGCCAGAUGGGGGACAAAACCAUUGCAAUAUUCUAUACAAUGAAAUUCCUUGGAAAAUUAAUUUAUGAAAAAAGUGUAUGUCCAUUUUUUUUGCAUCUUCUGUAAGAAAAUAGUUUAAUAUUUAAAAUCCUUUGUAUUUAUUGUGAUUACAGAAAACAGCUUGAGCUGCUUUUACAGAAAAUGUUGUUCAAAAAGAUUGGUGGGUUAAGAUUGAGAUGUUUCAUCCAAUAUGCAAUAACAAUCAAUGGUUUUACCUGUUGUCUGCCUGUAAUUUAUACAGCCGAUGAUGUCAUGAUAAAAUGAUAUACAUUUUAACUAUUGGUAAUGUCAUGUUUUACUGAUCAAGCAUCAAUCAAAUAAUUCACUGUAUAUGUUUCUCCAAACUCUUUCAGAAUAGCAGAGGAAAAUAUAAUGAUAGAGAUUUUAGAUUUCCCCCCAGUUUUGCAGUCAUUGUGAUUGUAUUCAUUUGAAACUCUUUAGAACUAUAUGCAUAAAUUUAUGAAUAUUAAUUAUUCUUUUGGAUUGAGAGAUAAGCUUUAGUUGCCAAUUUUUUUGUUUAUGACAUUUGUAUUGAUUCCUACCCUGAAAUAAGAACCGCUUCAAACUUAGGCAGCGUGCGGUAAUAUUAAGAUAGCUGAAUAGCUUUGUAACUUUUUUACAAGUUUCAGAGAAGCAUGACUUAAAUCCACUACAUAAUGCAUUGUACAUGUAUAACAGAGGGAAGAAACCGACUGAUGGUGCUUUAUACUGCUGGUGUAAUUUUGUAAAGAAACAUAUUUCCUGUUUUGUAACUAGAAGCAAUGCAAUAAACAAUUAAAAACAAUGUUCAGGUGUCUGCAAGGUUAAAUAUGCUUUUCUCAUCAACAGGAAAAUCAAUGAAGUUUAGAACUAUCUCUUUCAUAUGAUGUAUGUUUGGAUAUGUUUAGGAUGAAUAUUAGUGCUACAUAAAUGCUUGGUACAUAUUCGUAUUCAAUAGUUGAUAUAUUUUAAUGACUAGUAUUUAUUGACCAGCUACUUGAUGUAUAUACAUGAUGUUAUAUCUGAUCUGGAGUAUUUUUAUCUUGAAUUCUUUUUUAGCUAGUUAUAUCAUGUGUGUGGUUUUUUUUGUUUUUUGUUGGGUUUUUUUCAUUUUUUUUCCAGAGCAGUUGAAUGCGUUAUGAAUACAGUAAUAAAUGAUAAUUGCACACUACAUAUAUGACUUUUGUGUACAUGUAUGACUUCAUGUAUGACUUUUGUGUACAUGUAUGACUUUUGUGUACAUGUAUAACUUUGUGUACAUGUAAGACAAUUGACUAUUGUAUGUGUACCUUUAUAUGAUUAAAUUACUAUGUAUGAGAUAUGUGACUAUCGUUAUGACAAUGAACAUAUAUGUAUGCAUGGAAUAUAAUGUCAUUUAAUUACUGGUGUGAUAGUAGUCCUGCAGAUGAAGGUGGACACAGUGAAUAUGCAUGGAUGUUGUGACCAUUGUGUAUGAAGGAGAUGGGCCUGUAUGAAUGAUGUUAACAUGUUAAUGUGUAUAUGUUGUGAAAAUAUAAACCCAGUAUCUCUCGAUACAAUGUGUUCUACUGUUUGGCUGAAGUGCUGACAUGGCCUCAUACAGUAAAACAGAGCCGGUGAUACAUUGGCUUUUGUGUUGUCGGUUGAAACGGUUGGACCCGAGAUUCAAAUAACAGGUACAAAUCUUGACUGAGGCCCACAGAAUAUUUGCCACAUGCAGAUGGAGGGAUCAGUCUGUCUGGAACUAUCAGGCUGACUAGUGAUAGUUUUCACAAUUUUUACAUAAAACAAGAUCAGUGCAUCAAAAUGAGUAAACAAAUAGUCCAUUGUUUUUUAAUAUGACCGAAACUCCCCGAGACUAUGCAUGCUGACUUUUACAUGUGUUUGCCCAUAUCAGGUAAAUACAUGUAAGUUAAGUUUAUUGGAAAUCGGUUCUAUACUACAUGAACUGUUUUAACUUGGUCACAUGAAAAUAGCCAGUGUCUGCAUUUCAAGUCAAUAUGUUUUACUGUAAGGAGCAUGUGUGAAAUAUUGUUAUAGAAGACAUUGUUUACUUUGUGAGGAAAUAAACAUUUUAUACAUGUUAUAGGAUGUGUA